GAACCAAAAAAGGUUAUAGAGGCUGCUUCGCACUGUCUCAUUCAGUUCCUUUGCGGUCCUCUUCUUCAGCCAGACCAAAGCGGUUCCUCACAACCUGUGGCACCAGAGCAUCUUGGGUGUGUGGCGAUGGAAGAGUUGGAUGCUUUAUUGGAGGAAUUGGAACGCUCUACCCUCCAGGACAGUGGUGAAUACUCCAACCCUGCCCCUCUUCCCAAGGACCAGUAUUCCAGAAAAGACAGUGCUGAGACGUCAGACAGCCCCUCUGCUCAGGAUGACACAAGCCCCUUGCAGGUGCAGCUCGUGUAUACUACUAAUAUCAAGGAGCCCCACGUCUACAGUGACAUCCAAGAGCCAAAUGAAUCACUGCCACAUUCCAAAACCUCAGCAGCUGCUCAGUUGGAUGAGCUCAUGGCCCACCUGUGUGAAAUGCAGGCCACGGUGGCAGUGAAAGCAGAUGCCAGCAAGAAGUACUUACCAGACAAGCAGGAUCACAAGGUCUCCCUGGACUCAAUGCUGGGGGGAUUGGAGCAGGAAUUGCAGGACCUUGGGAUUGCCACAGUGCCCAAGGGCCAUUGUGCUUCCUGCCAGAAAUCGAUUGCUGGAAAGGUGAUCCAUGCUCUAGGGCAAGCAUGGCAUCCAGAGCACUUCAUCUGUAGUCACUGCAAGGAAGAGAUUGGCUCCAGUCCCUUCUUUGAGCGCAGUGGUUUGGCCUACUGCCCCAAGGACUACCACCAUCUGUUUUCGCCACGCUGUGCUUACUGUGCUGCUCCCAUCCUGGAUAGAGUGCUGACGGCAAUGAACCAAACCUGGCACCCAGAGCACUUCUUCUGCUCUCACUGUGGAGAGGUGUUUGGUGCAGAAGGUUUUCACGAGAAGGACAAGAAGCCAUAUUGCCGAAAGGAUUUCUUAGCCAUGUUCUCACCCAAGUGUGGGGGCUGCAACCGCCCGGUGUUGGAAAACUACCUUUCAGCCAUGGACACUGUCUGGCACCCAGAGUGCUUUGUUUGUGGGGACUGCUUCAGCAGUUUCUCCACUGGCUCCUUCUUUGAACUAGAUGGACGUCCAUUCUGCGAGCUCCAUUACCAUCAUCGCCGAGGAACACUCUGCUUUGGGUGUGAGCAGCCCAUCACCGGCCGCUGCAUCAGUGCCAUGGGCCACAAGUUCCAUCCUGAGCACUUCGUCUGUGCUUUCUGCCUGACGCAGUUGUCGAAGGGAAUCUUUAGGGAACAGAAUGGCAAGACCUAUUGUCCACCCUGCUUCAAUAAGCUCUUCCAAAUAUAAUCUCAGCUGAACCCACAGCCCCUCCAGAUCCUCUUUAACAUUUAAACCGAGAGAGGAAAGAGUACAUUUGCUGUUACUGACCUUCUGCUCAAUAGGCUUAAGAGAAAGUGAAGGUGAUGAACAAAGAAUGUUAGGCUUGUAGCCUUAAGUUUCAGAUUUCUAGUCUUAUUUUUUUUAAUUGGGUACUUGGAUUUAGAUCUGGAGCCUGCUAGCUAGUGCCUCUGCAAAUAUAUUUUCCACAUGCACACAUUCAUUUCAUAACUGGUUUUCUCAGAUUUCUCCAUUUUCACCCCUAUGAUGGCCCUGCUCACAUCUAAUCUCCUUUUCAAGUUUCCAUAUUUCCAUGUGACUCAGUUCCCCACAAUUGUGGUUGUGGACUUUAUCCUUGCUGUCAGGAAUCAUGAUAGCACUCUUAAGCUCCUUGCAUCUCCUUUCAGUGUAUUUCUCUUUUUCAAGAGGUAUUAGAUUUUAACUGGACAAAUUUGAGUGCUGACAUAAUUGACAAAGUGGCUUGUGUGUGUUUUAAAUAUGUUUUCAUUGAUAUGAGAGAGAGAGGAAGGGAGAGAGAGAGAUACAUUGAGGUGAGAGAGAAACAUCAAUCAAUUGCCUCCCAUAUGCACCCUGACCAGGGAUGGAUCUUGCAACCUGGGUAGGUGCCCUGACCAGGAAUUGAACCUUCGAUCUUUCUGAUGUAUGGGACGACACUCCAACCAACCAAGUCACACUGGCCAGGGCAAGUGACUUGUGUUUUGAUGACUCAAUAUCAUGUAGUUUGGUAGAUGAUCCUUCUGCUUCUCAUAUUAAUAAACUAAGCACUUUGUGCAACUAAUUACAUUUGUAUCGUGCCUCUUGUUUACAUCCAUACAAUAAGCAUU
This is a messenger RNA of Myotis daubentonii (Daubenton's bat), 2156 nucleotides long. RefSeq names its product leupaxin (gene LPXN). Gene Ontology annotation, biological process: transforming growth factor beta receptor signaling pathway; negative regulation of B cell receptor signaling pathway; endothelial cell migration. Lineage: Eukaryota; Metazoa; Chordata; Mammalia; Chiroptera; Vespertilionidae. The record is from RefSeq and is a predicted model, not a curated record.